AUGGAUGACUUAUUGAAUCAAAAAAACCAGGAUAUUGUUUUACUCGCUCCAGGAAAUUCUGUUAAUCUAGAGGUUCCCACUAUCAACAUUGAUACGAACCAAGAGAAUAAUGGUAUUAAUGAAUCAAAUGUCGAAGAGGCAAAUGUUUAUCUCUCACGGUUGAAACUCAAUAAUGCGCCUGGGGAAGAACAACGUCAAGGAGAAAUAUACUUAACAAAGUUGAAGCAGCAGGCUGCGGAGAACAAAAUCGGGACUAAUCUACACCACCAAAGGUUAAGGGAUUCUACAAUUGAAGUGAGAGAGAAUGUUGACCAUAUUAAUCAGUAUCUUUUCCUUGAUGAAAAUGGACAACCACAGGACGCAGACAACACCACCUUUGAUUUUGGAAAUCCUGCUCUUAACCAAAUGUAUUCAUUAAUAAGAAGGGACUUGAAUGCAUUAACAAAUCGGAUGGACCGAAAAUUUAGUGGUGUGGACCGAAAAUUUAGGGGUAUGGACCGAAAAUUCAGUGAAAUGAAAAGACUCAUUAUGAGCCAAGAAAACCGAUCACAAAAUAAGCUUUUGGCAUCUGGAGGUGACACGGACUCCCCAAAUGCUUACCUUCCUAUUUGUAAUGAUCGUGGACAACACCCUACUGAUUGUGGUCUCGAACCAUUAACGUCGCUUGAUCAAAUUAAUAGAAUGAAUGGAAUAUUAACUGAUCAGUAUUUAAGCUUUUAUCAUCUAGGCACCACUCGUCUAGUUUCAGAAAAAAAAGCCAGAUUAAUGGAAUAUAUCGGAAUUCAUGAAAGAAUUGUCGUAAAUUCAGUACGUGGUGCACCACCGGUCUGA
Messenger RNA from Debaryomyces hansenii CBS767, 831 nucleotides. Its product is annotated as DEHA2A08206p. Bases 1 to 831 code for a protein of 276 amino acids. The transcript has a single exon. Lineage: Eukaryota; Fungi; Ascomycota; Pichiomycetes; Serinales; Debaryomycetaceae. The record is from RefSeq and is a predicted model, not a curated record.